AUGCCCUUUGUCAAGCAAGAGUGCCCAUCUACGCCUAUAAGGUUAUCAAAUAGAAAGUCAUACUCAAUUCUCACCCCAAUUUCACCCAAUAGAAUAAACCAAAGUCCACCGAAAGUAGAUCUCAAGGCACCACCACAAAAGAGAGAAAGAAUAAUAAGUGAAUCAACAGGAUUAGUCAAAUUUGCAUUAUCUCCAAAAGGUAAAACCAGCACAACUGGAUCCAAAUCAAGAAGCAGCAACACCAAAGCAAGUCCAAGCAAGCUUGGUUUACCUGUGCAUAUCCCAAUCAACCCAACCUUGGUGGAAGCAAAACCAAAAACAAUAGAAGACUUACAAGCCGAGCAAAGAUAUUUACUUGAACAGUAUUCUAUAAAACAAGCACAAUUACAUGAAUAUGAACGGAAAGUAGAAUCUAAGAAACUUGAAUUAUUGGAAAUUUCUCAGAAAUUGGAAACUAGUAAAAGAGAAGAAGUGAUUCUUUCAGGAAAUACAACAUCCAGUGAUAUCUACAAAAAAGCGUAUGACGAAGCUGAACGGGAAUUAAGCAAAUUGAAGAUCAGACCCGAUAGUCCUAGUAGACGAAAUACACUCAAAAAGAAACCUUCGUUCCUUCAACAAGCAAAUUCUCUCAAGAAGCAAGCUUCACAAGCAUUUGAAGAAACUAUAAAUCAAGACAAUCUUAGGAGACAAGCUUCGGUUGUAAAACAAUCAUUUGAAAUAAAUCCAAAUACAAUCAAGAAACGUGCAUCAUUUAUAAAUCAAGCCUUUGAUGAUUUGAACAGCAAUGUGAAAAAGAGAGCUUCUACAAUCUUUACCACCCCUACUAUGGCAAAUGAUGACUUUCAAAGUUUGAUUCAACAAUCAAAUGAAAAAAUUGAUGGAUUUGCUAAACAAACUACUAAAUUCUUUAAUGAAGUUACAAGUACUAAGUUCUUUAAUGAUAAUAUGUUUAACAGCAUUAACAAAACCAAUCCAUUUGUUUCUAGUAGAGAAGAAGAUAUUGCCAAUAGUUCAUUUAAUUUUGAUAACCUUAAAGUCGAGAAAGAUGUAGAUACAAAUAGCUUUAUCUAUGAACGCUCAUUUGAAGAUUCAAGAGAUGAGAUCCAUAUAGAUGAUUAUGAUUCAUCAUUCGAUUAA
Messenger RNA from Hemisphaericaspora subhashii, 1137 nucleotides. RefSeq lists its product as uncharacterized. The coding region runs from base 1 to 1137 and encodes 378 amino acids. The transcript has a single exon. Lineage: Eukaryota; Fungi; Ascomycota; Pichiomycetes; Serinales; Debaryomycetaceae. The record is from RefSeq and is a predicted model, not a curated record.